AUGUCGCGAAUCAACAUCAGCUCGGGGUCCGCCUUCGAAGCGCAGAUAGCAUACUCUCGUGCCGUGGUGACCGGAGACUACAUCCACGUCUCGGGGACCACAGGCUACGACUACGCAAAGGGCACCAUAUCCCCGGACAUCGAGGAACAGACGGAACAAGCGCUGCGCAACAUCGCGGCGGCCCUGGCGCAGGCGGGGGGCGCUUCGCUGUCGGACGUGGUGCGGGUGCGGUACAUCCUCCCCGACCGCGCCGACUUCCCCGCGGCUUGGCCGGCGCUGCGACGGUGCUUCGGCGACGUGCGGCCGGCGGCGACCAUGGUGCAGGCGGGUCUCAUGGAGGAGGUCAUGAAGAUUGAGAUUGAGGUUACGGCUUGGAGGCCUCGGGAGGGGUAG
Molecule: messenger RNA, 393 nt
Organism: Sodiomyces alkalinus F11
Lineage: Eukaryota; Fungi; Ascomycota; Sordariomycetes; Glomerellales; Plectosphaerellaceae
Product: endoribonuclease L-PSP
Exons: 2
Coding region: 1-393 (130 amino acids)
Source: RefSeq, a predicted model, not a curated record